Messenger RNA from Peniophora sp. CBMAI 1063, 2298 nucleotides. The record is from the annotation of a GenBank genome assembly. NCBI's taxonomy places the organism in Eukaryota, Fungi, Basidiomycota, Agaricomycetes, Russulales, Peniophoraceae.
AUGGAGAUAUCGGGCCCGAACGCGCUCAAUCGCUCUGUUCAAGGCCUAUGGUCUACACACCGCAAAAAGAUCAACCUAAACUCGCCCGCACCUUCUCCCGGGACAAGUACUCCUCCAGCGGCGACUCCGGCAACCGAAGAACCCGUACCGGCCUCUCUCUCAGUCCCCGCACCUGCGGACGCGCCGGCGCCUACAGAGCCGACCACAGACGGCCCGCCCCCAUCAACCGGCAAGCGCAAAGUGCGCUCCUCGCGCACGGACGAUGCCGGCGGCAGCGGCAGCAAGCGCUCGCGCACCACCGGCGGCGCGAUCUCGAAAGAGCACACCCCGCCUACCGCGCGGCUUGCCGAUCUGGGCGGCGUAGAGCCGUGCGUGGAGAAGAUGCUCGAGCUCGUGGCGAUGCCGCUGUGUCAUCCGGAGAUAUAUUUGCAUACGGGUGUGCAGCCGCCUAGGGGUGUGCUGUUGCAUGGGCCGCCGGGGUGCGGGAAGACGUUGCUUGCGAAUGCUAUUGGCGGGGAACUUGGUGUGCCGUUCAUCAUGGUCUCAGCGCCAUCCAUCGUGUCCGGCAUGUCUGGUGAAUCGGAAAAGACUCUACGCGAGACGUUUGAAGAGGCGAAGCGAGUCGCACCAUGUCUACUCUUCAUCGACGAAAUAGAUGCCAUCACACCCAAACGCGAAAGCGCACAACGCGAGAUGGAACGUCGCAUCGUCGCGCAGUUCCUCACUUGCAUGGACGAGCUCUCCUGGGACAAAACCGACAACAAACCAGUCAUAGUAAUAGGCGCCACAAACCGCCCCGACUCGCUCGACGCCGCCCUCCGCCGCGCAGGACGCUUCGACCACGAGAUCGGCAUGUCCGUCCCCGACGAUGCCGCGCGUGCUCAGAUCCUCCGCGUACUCUGCGCCAAAUUGCGUCUUUCCGGGGACUUCGACUUUGACCUCUUAGCGAAACAGACGCCGGGAUAUGUCGGCGCUGAUCUGGCGAGUCUGACGGGCGCGGCGGGCGUUGUGGCCGUCAAGAGGAUAUUCAGGCAGUUGGCGAGCGGGGAGAUCGUGUUGCCUGAUAUGGACGCCACUACGCUCGCGCAGACCACGGAUGGCGAUGCGGAGAUGCAGGUCGACGACGCGCCGCCGGCCAAGGCGGACGAGAAAAAAGUCAUCGCGCCGCUCGCGAAUCUCUCGCUCGACCUAGCGCACUCCUCCAUCGCCGCCUUCCUCCGCGCGCACCCCUCGCCCCUCACGCCCGCCCAACUCGAGCCCCUCUGCCUCACAUCCUCCGACUUCGCCCUCGCGCUCAAACACGUCCAGCCCAGCGCGCAACGCGAGGGCUUCGCGACGGUGCCCGACGUAGUGUGGGCCGAUAUCGGGGCGCUGCACAAUAUACGGGGCGAGCUGCAUAUGGCUGUUGUGCAGCCUAUUCGGCGGCCGGAGCUGUUUAGGGCUGUGGGGGUUGAUGCGCCGUGUGGGGUGCUGUUGUGGGGCCCGCCGGGGUGCGGGAAGACGUUGCUUGCGAAGGCUGUGGCGAAUGAGAGUAGGGCGAAUUUUAUUAGUGUUAAGGGGCCGGAGCUGCUCAACAAGUAUGUCGGCGAGAGCGAGCGCGCUGUACGCCAGGUGUUCGCAAGGGCGAGGGCGAGCAGUCCAUGUAUCAUCUUCUUCGACGAGCUGGACGCGCUCGUACCGCGCCGUGACGACAACCUCUCUGAAUCCUCUGCACGCGUAGUCAACACGCUCCUCACCGAGCUCGACGGUCUCGACGCUCGCCGGGGCGUCUUCGUCCUUGGCGCAACGAAUAGGCCCGACAUGGUAGACCCUGCGAUGUGCCGUCCUGGUCGACUGGACAAGUUGUUAUACGUCGAUCUACCUGGUCCGGAGGAGCGUGGCGAGAUUGCGAGGACAUUGCUUCUGAGGCGCAAGGUGCCUCUGGCCGGUGGAGAAGACACAAGCGGCGAGAUCGAGAAGAUCAUCAGAGAUAAAGCGGACGGGUACAGCGGCGCCGACAUCGCGUCCGUCGUACGCGAAGCUGGUGUGCUCGCUUUACGACGCGUACUGGGCAGACUCGAGGAUAUGGACGAGGGCGAGCGAGGCGGGGAGGUUAGAGUGGAGGUUGCGGACUUUGAGAGGGCGCUCGAGAAGGUGCCGCCUAGUGUUAGUCGGAGUCAGAGGAGGAGGUAUGAGGCGCUUCAUGGGAAGUUUGCUGGGAUUCCUGUUGGUGGGGGUAAGAAGGAUGUUGUUGACGAGGCGCCGGAGAAGAGUGAGGGCCCGAAGGAGGGCGCGGCGGGGCCUGAGAUGGCCAUGUAA